AUGUCUAAUGAAGCGGCCAUCGAGAGCAGUGCGCCAAGCGCUCCGGAGAAGCGCCUAUUGUCUGUCAACGAGCCACGGCUAGUGGCAUACACUAAAAGUCUACCUCGAGCUAUCUAUCUAGAAGACGAUGCACUCAAGAAGAAGAGGAACAUGCUAAGCACGCUGAUCUGGAACAAUUUCUUCAGACUCCGUGAUACCAUCGACAAGUGUGGCGCGGACAUGCUACCCAUCAUAGCGACCACCGAAGGACGUCGGCAACUUUUAGAGAGCUUGUCACCACCUCUCUUAGCGCGCUCGAGUCCCGAUUUCGAGCCCUUGAAACCGGACAAUGAACUGCAGGCUCUCGGAGAUGUACAAGCUAAGAGAGUAUUCAAGCGAGCCUGCUACCUUCCGCACCUAAACCUCGAGGAGCUAGUAAAGGACGAGAACCUUUACGAGCUUCUGUUCGAGAAAUAUAGCGGCAGUUUCCCGUCCGAUAUGGUGACGUCGACACUCGAACUGUCACACCUGAACCUGACCAGUCCAGGAGCCAGAAAGACCAAACUCGAGCACUAUAUGACAUUCUGGAAGUGCGAUUCGCGUGACAAGUUUGGCGCAAUUUUCGACUCAGACGAGCUACACGAACGGUCCAGGCAAGAUAAGGACAAGAUGAUGGUGAAGUCAUUCGCCGGGAUGGAAAUGAUGCAGUACGUACUCGAAGAGCUGCUGUUCAUGGUACAAGUAUGGAGAGCAGCUGGGCUUGAGUUCACACUCGAGGAACUGGCUCUGAAGCCGAAGAAGCAGAUCCCAAUACGGACUCGCGAGGCCCACGGGUUCGAAACACUCGACAAGAUCUCGGACGCUGCGCCAUACUGCAGACUCGGAAGGAUUGACUUUCUCAGGCUCGGCAAUCAUGUUACGACUCAGCUUGAUGCUGCCGUUACACGCCUCAUGGAUCUUACUAGUGAUCCCACCUGCCUCAAGAACGAACUUCAGGAUACUGUCGGCUGUGUAGCCACGUACAAGGUGGUGAAGGAUACGUAUAGCGAAGUCGUCUGGUGGACAUGCUUGCAGCAAUUGAUCAAGGACGCUGACUUCUGGAUGACUGCCGAGGCAGAGGCUUGGGAGGAAUGCGAACUCUCUGAGCGGUGCAUACGAGUUUUCUCUCAACUGAGUCAUGUCCUGGACGUGAUAAUCUCCAUCAUGGCAGCAGACCUUGGGCACGCAGUCCCAGCAUUGAAGAAGAUGCGGCCUCAAUACGCAAACUACCCAGAAGACGACGCAGACGUAUCAGAGCAGUGGACUGUGCUCGACGCCACUCUCAAGAAGGAUGCUAAGCCCCGUGCUGCUUACUUGCAUUGCCUCACCACGCUCCUAUUCGACCCCGAAGCUCGCUCACUGCACAGGGCUUGGCAUAUCGCGAAGGCCUUCCAGACGGCCAUUGAGCAGGAUGCUGACGGCGAGCAGUACCUCUCACCGUGGCUUGUGGAUAAAGUGUCGAAGAUGAGCUUACUGGCGGAGCUGAAGCGGCAGCUGUACACGGCGCAACCACAGACAACGAUGUGGCGGCACAGCGAUCAGACCGAAUUCAAAGGCAAUGUGAGUUGGGCGCUCACCGAUCCUUUGGACACUAUGGACCGUGUGAUCUGGGAGCGUGCAGAUGACAGUGGCUUUGAGCUUGAUGAGACCGCCUUUCAUAACCUGGGAUCAGACAGCUCAGAUGCCGCACAGAUUCUCCAGGCCGCCUGUGCCCGCCAGGACGCCUUCUUCAAGCCGCUAUGGGUGAUGCUUGGUCACACUGGGGACAAACGCAUCCCCGGUGAUCCAGAUACUGUACCAUUACGCAAGCCCACCAACGCCAUCAAGAAGGGUACGCAUGAAGGUAUACAGGAUACUGAUUUAGAGGGAGCCUUCGAGCGCAUAUGUGAGCACCUCAGCUGGUGGCUCGGGGAUCGCGCCUACGACUUCCAGAUCCCGACAUCUACAACAUCAGUUACAACGACCGAGCCAGAGCCACUGUCUCCUGCUCACGAAGAGAACUUCACUACUCCAGAAAGCGUCGACAGAGCCAGGCCCAGUCCCUCUGCCAAUCAUUCAAAGACCUUAUCUCCACAGCAAUCACAGGCGACGCGCCACGCCGCUUCAUCCCCGGCAUCGCAAAGAAGCCCAAGCGGCGCGAUGCCGCGCCCGAGACCCCCUUCAACACCAGCUGCCAACGAAGACCUCAUGGCAGAACCCAUUCGCGCUCCAGCAGUACCAUACGAAGGGACUAUCCCUGUAGACGCGCGCGCACACGCGGCACUCCAGGUCAUGAACCUCACUCCAGGGAUCUCAGCUGGUGAACUUGAAUGGACAGACGUACUACACACCAUGCAGGCGAUAGGCUUCACCGCCGAGCGUUCCGCUGGAGUCAUUUGGAAGUUCAUUCGUGGAGACCGCUCCCUGACGGCCCAUCGCCCGCACCCUGGAUCGAAGUGGGCGAAGAAGCAGGCAAGGCAGUUGGGGACAAGAUUGAUCAGAAAGUAUGGGUUUACCAGGGAGACGUUCGUCCUCCAGGAUGAGUAG
Molecule: messenger RNA, 2544 nt
Organism: Fulvia fulva
Lineage: Eukaryota; Fungi; Ascomycota; Dothideomycetes; Mycosphaerellales; Mycosphaerellaceae
Exons: 3
Coding region: 1-2544 (847 amino acids)
Source: RefSeq, a predicted model, not a curated record